GUUAAUUUCAAACCAUCCUGCAGUAAAUAACGAUUUUUCUUCGUUUCAAAAUGAAAAAAUCGUCAAAUUUUUUAAUUUUUCUAUUGCUUUGUAUGCACGUUAACGAAGGUCGUGCAACAGUUUGGAUGAUAAAGGCUAUCCCAUCGAAUGUUCGUUGUUCGGUUUCGUCAUUUUUACAGCGUAAUUUCAAUGUGCAAAGUCGUUUUGGUGUAAAUUGUCCGCCCGAAAAUUCGACUUCAACGGCCGCCCAGAACGCAUCGUUGAUUCCGAUUUUGAUAACAAAUGGCACGGCUAAUAGCACUGAACUUGAUGCAAACGGUAUUGAUUUACCAAACGGAAUAUACGCACAAAUUCAUAUCGUUGAGAAUGGUGCCGGAAAUAAGAGCCGAAUAAAUGCAAAUCUUUCAACAGUUGAAAUGCAUUCGAUUAAUCCGAAUAACGAGGAAAGUGAAACGGUUAAAAGCAUGUCGCUUUCAAAAUUGGCCAAUGACAAGAAUACACAAUCAUUCUUUUCAAUGCAACAAUCUUCAUCGAUUGGCAGCUCGUCAAGUUCGUGGAGUUCAUCAUCUGGUUCACAAUCAUCAUAUUCGCAAUCAUCACACAGCAGCUCCAGUAGUUCAAGUAGUUCCAGUUCAUCUCAAAGUUCGAAUAGCAGUGACAAAAAACAAGGAUCAAGUCAAAAUUCGGCAAAUGGACAACAGGAAUCAAACAAUGCUUCGACAGUGAAAGAGGGAAAACACAGUGAAGCGUCAAAUUUAAAAGAAGAAAAUUCUGGAAAAAAUAGCCAAAAUGAAACCAAUUCUGUACAGAGCAAUGUGAAUUCAGAGUCAGACAAAGGAUCAAAGAGUGAAUCACAAGACAGCGGAAAUUCCCAAAAUAAUGGACAGCAACAAACAUCGUCAUUCGCAAGCACUUCACAACUUAGCUCGGAGACAAACCAUUCGAAAGGUAGCGAAACACAAAAAAAUAAAGAAUCUGUUGUAAACCAAGUAAACAGUGAAUUACACGGAGGCAAUCAAGUAUCUUCGUCUUCCGACAAAACCAACAAAAACACUCAAUCGACCCAAAGCAACGCAAAUUCUCAACAAUCGAACGGUUCUACAUCACAAAGUGGUGAAUCGUCAAAUGUCCAAGGAAGUGGAACUCAGACAAAUGUCCAACAAACCGUAUCAUCUUCAGACAAUUCCGGAUUGAGCUCGGAAUUAAACAAAUCGGAAGAGCGUGAAUCACAAAGCGGUACAAAGGAUAAAAAUUCAACCGAUAGUGUUUUGACUCAAGGUUCAUCUACUUUAAAUAAUUCCGAAUCAAGUAAAAAAACUGAAAAUUUACAAAAAAAUGAAAAUGAUCAAAAAGAGUCUUCAACUCAAUCACAGGAGAAUAAUAAUUCAACAACGAACUCACAAUCAAAAAGGAAUCAAACAGAAAACGUUACGUCACAGAAAAAGACUGAAUCAAGUACCAACAAUCAUCCGCAUACAUCAAGUUCAGAAAAUUCGAAUGGUAAUCAAAAUGGGCAAUCUUCUUCUUCAGCAAACGGUUCGCAAAGUACAUCAGAGAAUGUUAAUUCAAAUCACGGUUCAUCGAACACAAAUGUUGAAACAAAAGUCACAGGUCAACAAAACCCAAUUCGUAAAAUUUGCCAAUUGCUUCAACAGAAUGGUCUAAAUUCAUUGAAUACCGGCUUUUCUAGUCAGACUUCAAAUUCCAACAAUCCAAUCGGUUCAAAUGGUGCUACUGAUAGUCAAUCACAGAUAAAUAAUAUUUUAUGGAAUUUCGAGUGUAAGUAUCGCGGCCAAACAUUCGGCGAUCCGUCCAAUUGCGCUAUUUUUUACUAUUGCGGUAAAAACGGUGUUAAUCAGUUAACGUGCCCAUAUCCAUCAGUAUAUGAUUCUGCGUUGGGAAAAUGUAGCCUUAAAAAGGAUAUGAAUUGCCGUUCCACAACAUCAUCAAAUUCACAACAGUCAAAUCAAAAUUCGGCCUCACAACAAUCGAAUCAAAAUGCAUGGAGUAAUCAAGGUCACUCAUCAAAUGGACAGUUUUCAAAUUCAGCAUCGCAAUCAAGCGAAUCAAAUGGCGUUGGUAGUUCUGGUACAUUAAAUUUCGGUGUAAAUCCAUCGUUAUCGAUCGGUGGAUCAAAUGGAUUGAACAUUGGUUUGGGAUUAAAUGCUGGACAAAAUAAUCAACAAUCAGCAAACGGCAAUAGCCAAUAUGCUUCAUCAUCAUCAUCAUCUGCUCAAAAUAAUGGUGCAUCAAGUGGAGGUUUAAAUGGCAUAAGAUUGAGCUGUCGUUGGGGUGACAUGUAUCGUGAUUUACAAGACUGUGCUGUAUUUUAUCAUUGCGCUCCAACCGGUGUUCAUAAAUUGAAAUGCCCGACUCCGCUUCAUUUCGAUACAAAAUUAAAAGUAUGCAACUGGCCGCAACAAGUAAAAUGUACACCAUUUGAUACAAGUGGUAGUUUACCAUCUUCAAAUCACAAUGCACUUAGUGGUUUGAAUUUGUUAAAUGUUAAUGGAAAUAAUGGAGCCACUCAAAAUAUCCAGAAUAAUCAAAAUGCUGCCUACUUAAACAAUCAAGCAUCUUCGUCGUUUGCAUCGUCAAAUUCCAUCGGUCAUGGGUUGAAUUUGAACGCAGGUAGCAUCAAUGGUGUGCCAACGAUUUGUCGAUGGGGUGAGAUGUAUCGUGAUCCAAAUAAUUGCGCCGUAUUUUAUCACUGUGCUCCAACCGGUGUUCAUAGAUUAACAUGUGCUGCACCACUCCAUUUUGAUACAAAAUUAAAAGUUUGCAACUGGCCCGAACAGGUAAAAUGUACACCAUCCACGGCAAGCAAUCAAUUGUACAAUGUGUUGUUUGGCACUGUAAAUCAAAACAAUCAGAAUACAGCAAGCAGCAGUUCGUCUUCAUCACAAAUGAGUAGUUCCAUUUUAAAUGGAUCGAUGAAUAUGUUAACCAAACCAAAUCUGUCUGUUGGACAGAAUGGUUUGAAUGUUGAUAUCAAUGCUGGAAGUCAGAACAAUAAUGCUGGAAACAGUGAAACAUCUCAAUUUGGUAGCUCCUCUUUGACUGAAGAUGCUUCAUCUCAAAAUAAUGGUGCUUCAUCGUUGAGUAGUUCAAACAGUAUUGGGAAUGGCGCUGAACUUAGCGCUCAAAAUAGCCAAAACACUCAAAAUGCUGCAAAUUCAAACAAUCAAGCAUCUUCAUCGUUUGCAUCGUCAAAUUCAAACGGCCAUGGAAUGAAUUUGAACACAGGAGGCAGCAAUGGUGUUCCGGUUAAAUGUCGAUGGGGUGAUAUGUAUCGUGAUCCAAAUAAUUGCGCCGUAUUUUAUCAUUGUGCUCCAACUGGUGUUCAUAGAUUUACAUGUCCUGCUUCACUUCAUUUCGAUACAAAAUUAAAGGUUUGCAAUUGGCCCGAACAGGUAAAAUGUACACCAUCAGGUGAUAAUACCAUAUCGAGUAAUUACAAUAUAGUUAGCAGUUCAACAAAUGGUCAGAAUUCACAAAAUUCGGAGCUUGGCUCAUUGACUCAAUCGAAAAAUCCAAAUUCAAAUCAAUUUGCAUCAUCACAACAGAAUACCCAUGGAACAGGUGAAGUUGGACAAAUGUCUUCCCAUUCGAAUACCAACCAUGGUAAUGUAGCAUCAAACCAAAAUAAUGUCGGAUUGUCAUCAAAUGGCAACGGAGUAAACACGCAUGGAUCAACUACAAAUGGUCAAAGUUCAACUUCAAGCUUGAGCACAACAAAUGGACAAAAUACUGCAUCGCAAAGUGGUUCAAACAGUCCAUGUGCAUAUGUAUUGGACAUUUUACGAAGAAAUUUCCCGCAAUUACUUCCGCCAACAGCUAACUAACCAUUUUUACUUGUUAAUUGAUUAAACGAUUUUAAAUGCUUUUAUUUAUACUUCACGAAAACAAAACUAAUUUACUUAUUUAUUUAUAAUUGAAUUAAAAGAAGUUUUAUUAAAUAUGCAAAA
Messenger RNA from Contarinia nasturtii (swede midge), 3968 nucleotides. RefSeq lists its product as uncharacterized. The coding region runs from base 51 to 3845 and encodes 1264 amino acids. Gene Ontology annotation, cellular component: extracellular region. The transcript has 3 exons. Gene Ontology annotation, molecular function: chitin binding. The record is from RefSeq and is a predicted model, not a curated record. NCBI's taxonomy places the organism in Eukaryota, Metazoa, Arthropoda, Insecta, Diptera, Cecidomyiidae.